This is a messenger RNA of Histoplasma capsulatum G186AR, 990 nucleotides long. RefSeq lists its product as uncharacterized. The record is from RefSeq and is a predicted model, not a curated record. Lineage: Eukaryota; Fungi; Ascomycota; Eurotiomycetes; Onygenales; Ajellomycetaceae. The transcript is spliced from 3 exons. Bases 237 to 803 code for a protein of 188 amino acids.
ACAACAACAACAACAACAACACAGCGCUCGGCCACAAUUCAAUUCCACAACCCUCAACCUACACUCAACAAACUCAGACCCAGUGUUGUUGUACCAGCGCAGUUCCACAUAUAAAAUCCUAAAGCUCCCCUCAGCUGGAUACCGCUCCGCUCAGCCGACUCUGAAUCGCACUGCGCUGGAACUUCCACAACCUGCCGCGCUUGGUUCCUGUAAAUUCGUGAUUGCACACCAGCAACAUGUUGCUCUCCGCUAUUGUCUUCGCGGUCUCUCUGCUGGUGUCGGGAAUCCAAGCCCAAAGCUUCGAUCCUCAAUCUGUUUCUGACGAUCUGAAACUUUCAUGGUGUGAUGCCCAACUGGCGGCUUGCCCUAAGGUUUGCAAGAGUUUUGCAUCCGUCAACAAGUGCGAUGCGAAUGAUUUGUCCUUCACGUGUACCUGUGGGGACGGCAGCACCCCAGACCUUACCAAAUAUAUGAACACGAUCCCCUACUUUAUCUGCACGGCGACCUAUGGACAAUGUGUCAAGAGCCACCCCGAUGACUUGUCUGGCCAGAGAGUCUGCAAGACGAACCAAACGAAGUGCUUGGGAACCAUAGACCCUCUCAAGUCUGCGACAACCACGAGCCAGAUUGAGCAAACCAGCGCGGCCAAGCCCACGGGCAAACCCACCGUCACACCCACGACCACGAGCGAGCCAGCAGCCACAACCACCAGCAAUCCAGCUUCAACUCUUCGCAUUCCAGGUCAUUCCUCCAUGGGUAUCAUGGUUGCCUUGUUCCUCGCAGCAUUCAAGUUCUUCAUAUAGAUGCCUCCUAUCGUCACUGAUGGCCACUGUAUUAUUUUAAUACGAAUGAGGCCGACCGGCUUGUUGUGCUUUAAUGCUGAUCAUGCGUUUUUCAUGCUGUCCGUUAUGAUGUGAGCAGAAAUACUGAGAUGAACGGAAGAGAACGAGGAAAGAAUGCAAGGAAAAAAAAAAAAAGAAAAAAAAAAAA